AGUAGUGAGGAGAGAGAGAGAGAGAGAGAGAGAAGAGAGAUGUUGGCAAACCCUAGCAGUGGCAGACUGCACUGCACCACUAACCCCUUCCAUUUCCACCCAAAUUCACAUUCCAAUUCAAACCCAACAUCAAGCAGACCCAAAUGUUUCGUGUGCCCACGCAGCACCAGGUCCAAAUAUUGCACUCUGUCCCUUCUCCUGCCCAGAAAGAAUCGCAAGCCCUUUGGCAUCAGAGCUCUCACUGACGCCUCCUCCGGAGCCGGAGUUGCUCAGCCGUACUCUGUCAAAAUUCCAGUCGGUGAUAGACACAUUUUGAUCGAGACAGGUCAUAUUGGGAGACAAGCCAGUGCUUCUGUUACUGUCACAGAUGGAGAAACUAUUGUAUACACUUCUGUUUGUUUGGCUGAUACUCCGAGUGAACCUUCCGACUUUUUCCCCCUUUCUGUUCAUUAUCAAGAGCGCUUUUCGGCAGCAGGUCGCACUAGUGGAGGCUUUUUCAAACGAGAAGGAAGGGCCAAAGAUCACGAGGUUCUCAUUUGCAGAUUGAUUGAUAGGCCUUUGCGUCCAACUAUGUUGAAUGGCUUCUACCAUGAAACUCAAGUACUUUCUUGGGUGCUGAGUUAUGACGGUUUGCACUCUCCUGAUUCUUUGGCAGUCACAGCAGCUGGAAUAGCUGUCGCUCUUUCCGAGGUUCCAAAUUCAAAAACUAUUGCAGGAGUACGUAUCGGUCUUGUUGGGGACAAAUUUAUUGUAAAUCCAACAACUAAGGAGAUGGAAGACUCUGAGUUGGACUUGCUGCUAGCUGGUACGGAUAGUGCAAUAUUGAUGAUAGAGGGCUAUUGUGAUUUUCUGCCUGAGGAAAAGCUGCUGCAAGCAAUAGAAGUUGGGCAGGAUGCUGUACGAGCAAUCUGCAAUGAGGUGGAGGCUUUGGUUAAGAAGUGUGGGAAACCGAAAAUGUUCGAUGCAAUCAAAUUACCUCCCCCUGAGCUAUAUAAUCACGUUGAGGAAAUCGCUGGUGAUGAGUUGGUAAGAGCUCUGCAGAUUACGCACAAGACUCCUAGAAGAAAAGCCCUGUUAUCAUUAGAAGGAGAAGUAUUAACUUUACUUACUGAAAAGGGAUAUGUUAGUAAGGAUACGGCUCUUGCAGGCAGCGGAACAGUACCAGAUAUAUUUGAAGAUGAAGAUGAGGAUGAGGAAGUGAUUGUGGAUGGUGAAGUAGAUGAAGGUGAUGUCCAUAUAAAGCCUACCUUGCGUAAAUCGAUCCCCUUGUUUUUCUCCGAAGUAGAUGUGAAGCUGGUAUUCAAAGAAGUAACAUCUAAAUUUUUGCGAAGGCGCAUUGUGGAGGGUGGAAGAAGAAGUGAUGGGCGAACCCCUCAAGAGAUACGUCCAAUUAACUCAAGGUGUGGACUACUUCCAAGGGCACAUGGAAGUGCUCUUUUCACCCGUGGGGAAACACAGUCAUUAGCUGUGGUUACACUUGGUGAUAAGCAGAUGGCUCAGAGGAUAGACAACCUAAUGGGUGUAGAUGAAUUGAAAAGGUUCUAUCUUCAGUACACAUUUCCCCCUUCAUGUGUUGGGGAAGUUGGACGGAAUGGAGCACCUAGCAGAAGAGAAAUUGGUCAUGGGAUGCUGGCUGAGAGAGCCCUUGAACCAAUAUUGCCUUCUGAUGAUGAUUUUCCUUACACCGUACGUGUUGAGAGCACGAUUACCGAAAGCAAUGGCUCUUCAAGUAUGGCUUCUGUGUGCGGGGGAUGCUUAGCACUUCAGGAUGCUGGAGUUCCAAUCAAGUGUCCUAUAGUUGGAAUAGCAAUGGGUCUGGUUCUAGACACAGAGGAAUUUGGUGGGGAUGGUUUACCACUUAUUCUCUCGGACAUAACUGGAUCUGAAGAUGCAUCAGGAGAUAUGGAUUUUAAGGUUGCUGGAAAUGAACAUGGUGUAACAGCAUUUCAGAUGGAUAUAAAGGUGAGCGGAAUUACUUUACCAGUUAUGAGAAAGGCACUCCUGCAAGCAAAAGAUGGCCGAAGGCAUAUUAUUGCGGAACUGUUGAAUUGCUCCCCUCCGCCUUCAGGAAGGCUUUCCAAGUAUGCACCACUGAUUCACAUAAUGAAGGUCAAACCUGAAAAAGUAAACCUAAUUAUUGGUUCCGGUGGGAAGAAGGUCAAAAGUAUUAUAGAAGAGACUGGAGUAGAUGCCAUUGACACACAAGAGGACGGAAUAGUGAAAAUUACUGCCAGGGACUUAUCGAGUUUAGAAAAGUCUAAACUAAUCAUUGCUAAUUUGACAAUGGUUCCAAGUGUUGGUGACAUCUACAGGAAUUGCGAAAUCAAAACAAUAGCUCCAUAUGGAGUAUUUGUGGAAAUAGCACCUGGGCGAGAGGGACUUUGCCAUAUUAGUGAGUUAAGUUCAGAUUGGCUGGCAAAGGCAGAAGAUGCUUUUAAGGUGGGAGAUCAUAUUGAUGUUAAACUUAUUGAGGUAAAUGAGAAGGGGCAACUUCGCCUUAGCCGCCGAGCAUUACUUCCAGAUACAGAUCCUGAUAAUGCCGAUGUAAGGCAGCCUACAGGUGACUCCAAAGAUGUACCUUCUCAAGGAAUAUCCGACAAGAACAAAGUCAAAGCUACAAGCUCUUCUAACUCUAAUUCUUCAGAAAGUACUCUGCUCCCACAAAAGAAGUUCAUACGAAGAUCAAUCAAUCCUGCCAAAGAUAGACCAAAUAUUAGUAAUGAUGCAUCCAAGAAGAGCAGCAGCAGAGUAGUGGGAAAUUCCAGCAAGGAAGAUAAUACUUUAGUAAAUGGAGGUGCUAACAUUGGAUAGCGUGCAUCUUACUGAUGAGGGUUUUCUGUUGUCCCCAUUUGUCAUGGUGAAAAGGACAAUGUGAUAUGUUGCUCACCAGACCUGAUAGAAACAAAGGUUCUCAGGCUGUUAACUUGUUAGAAGUGGUGGAUCAUGUGUCCGAGGUCAGCAAACCUGCAAAAAUGUUACAUCAUUUGCAUCCUUGUGAUUAAUUGAAGGAAGUUACAGGGAUAUAUUGCAUAUAUUCCUGAAGUGAGAAGUCUCAGGAGCGUGGAAAUUUUGCCGGACCAAUAUAUUCUUAUAUUUCCAUUUGCAAGAUGUAUUGUGCCUUUUCUUUCUUUAGAACCUCAUCUCUUGCAAAUAUGUAAUCAUUUGCUGCAGUAUAAUAUUGUUUAUCCUCCCCUGUAAAGUGCAGUAUAUUGAUAAUUCGUUUUUUCUUC
This is a messenger RNA of Argentina anserina (silverweed cinquefoil), 3230 nucleotides long. Its product is annotated as probable polyribonucleotide nucleotidyltransferase 1, chloroplastic. Gene Ontology annotation, cellular component: chloroplast stroma; mitochondrion; cytosol. NCBI's taxonomy places the organism in Eukaryota, Viridiplantae, Streptophyta, Magnoliopsida, Rosales, Rosaceae. Gene Ontology annotation, molecular function: polyribonucleotide nucleotidyltransferase activity; RNA binding; 3'-5'-RNA exonuclease activity. Gene Ontology annotation, biological process: mitochondrial mRNA catabolic process; mitochondrial RNA 3'-end processing. Bases 40 to 2811 code for a protein of 923 amino acids. The record is from RefSeq and is a predicted model, not a curated record. The transcript is spliced from 25 exons.